CGAGAAAAAUAACGUUUUCGAGUAGCGCAAUUUGCAUUCUCUUACGGUUCUUCUGCAGGAGCGCAUCGGGUUGGACCCAAUACACCUCCCACCCUCUCACACGUACUGAUUUUUGACUGGCUCCUCCCAUACCGGUUAAAUGGCGCUCAGUUAUUAAAUUUAAUGCGGUCAUGAUAGAGGACCUGUAGAGUUUAUCAACUUUAUUGUAACAAAUAUUUCCAAGUAUUGUAAUCUGUUCAUUCCCGGAGAAACAGUUAUGAAGACAAUACUUGCUGCCUACCCCGGUGUCCUAAAAGGCACCGGCUGCAGCAUCCUCUCCGUCCUGCAGAAUCUACCCUCCGCUCCUUGGCCUGCCCUCCGAUCCAAGAUGGAGAAACACCUGCAGGUCAUCUCAGUUCUGCAGUGGGUCAUCAGCUUCCUUGCCAUGGGCGCCGCUGGCACUGUGCUGUUAAUCUACAUGUUCUGCACAGAUCUCUGGGUGAUCGCUGCCAUGUACACUGCCUGGCUCAUCUUCGACUGGAACACCCCCAAACAAGGUGGCAGGAGGUCCUCUUGGGUGAGGAACUGGACCAUGUGGACUUACUUCAGAGACUACUUCCCCAUCAGGCUCAUCAAGACACACAACCUGCUGCCCAGCCGAAACUACAUCUUUGGCUACCACCCCCACGGGAUCUUCUCUUUCGGAGCCUUCUGUAACUUCGGAACAGAGGCCACCGGCUUCUCUAAGAAGUUCCCGGGCAUCAAACCUUCCCUGGCCACCCUGGCUGGAAACUUCCGGAUGCCAGUCUUUAGAGACUAUCUCAUGUCUGGAGGUAUCUGCCCAGUGAACCGUAACGCCAUUGACUACCUCCUCUCUCAGAAUGGAACUGGCAACGCGGUGGUCAUCGUUGUCGGGGGAGCAGCUGAAUCUUUGAACUGUACUCCAGGCAUGAAUUCUGUCACCCUGAAUAACCGCAAGGGCUUUGUGAGGUUGGCACUCCAGCAAGGGUCUGACCUGGUACCAGUCUACUCCUUUGGGGAGAACGAUGUGUACAAGCAGGUGAUCUUUGAGGAGAGAACCGCGUGGCGGCUGGCUCAGAAGCGGCUGCAGAAGAUUCUGGGCUUUGCUCCCUGUCUGUUCCAUGGCUGUGGCCUCUUCUCCUCCGACUCCUGGGGAAUGGUGCCUUACAACAAACCCAUCACCACCAUCGUGGGUGAACCGAUCACAGUGCCAAAGAUUGAGCAGCCUCCUCAGGAUAUGGUGGACCUGUACCAUGCCAUGUACAUCAAUUCCCUCAGGAGCCUCUUUGACAAGUAUAAGACCCGCUUCAGCCUGAAGGAGAGUGACAUCCUGCACAUCCAAUGAGAAAAGAGAGAAAGGGGCAGCUGUGGCAGCUGUCUGUUCAGCCCCGCCCCCUCCAUUCACGUGCCUGGCUCUGAUUGAUUGUCUCUGGAAUUCAAUCGAUAUACAUAAAGUUGUGUGUAUAUAUAAACCCACCACGCUCUCAGCAUCACUCACGUCCCUCCUCCACUCAGGAUGAAAAUGGCAGGUUUUAGGUCACCUUACUAUUCUCUCUGACCUAGUCACUGUCAAUGGCAAAGUUGACUAACUUCCAUUUAUUGAAUGUUUUAUUGAGCAUAUGACACAUCUAUAGAUGUGUUCCGUGACAUAAAAGAUGAGUAUAGUUUGAUAAGGUUCGAUCCCUUGCUUUAAUGUGCAGUGGAACUCCCACUAGGUGGCACUAGAAGGUUACACGAGACACACACACAAGCACCAUCUUUGUUUCCUCAAUGCAUCCAUGUAAUUGUCCCUUAGAAUAGGCCUGUACAAAGAAUGUGUUAAGUGCCCUAAAAGCUAAAUAUAGGAUGACGUUUUGAGCCCUUCAUAAAAAUGUUUUGCUAAAUGCACAAACAAUGCAAUUGUAAGGGUAUUACCUCACUAAGACGUUGAUAUAGUGUGGUUUAUUGAGCCAACGAGCUGAUGGGUGUCCCCUCCCCACACACAUCAUUGAAACUUGAAGGUGAAGGAAUUCUAUUGAAUGGUUUAGAUUGUGCGAUGGCACUAAGUAUUAAUUGUAUUUUGUAAAUAAGAAAAAGCUAUUUUUUUUUCUCAAUGAAAAUUAAUAUAUAGAUGCACUUUUUGUAUUUGUGACAACCCUCUGAGGUAUUUCUCUAAAACGUGCCUUUGAAAGAUUCCUAUGUCAAAUUAGCUUUUUUCAACAUAAUUGCCAAUUUCAAAGAGAAUCACUGUGGUGCUUUUGUCAUUUAACCUUGACCUUUGUUUUUGUUUUGUCUUACAUUUCUCCACAUGUGAGUGUAUUGACUGGGCUUCAGAGUGUUAUCUAGUGCCUUGAGGCCCCAUGUACUGUAGUAUUUGAAGGUUGAAGAUGUUGGUGAUGUAAGAACAAUUUCAGGGUGAAGACAAAUGAUUCCUCUAUACAGAGGGCAGAUAACUGAUGAAUGAAAUGAAAAGGAAGGGAUUGCAAAGCAUAUGCUCAUUUUAAAAAAAUAACUACAAUGCAAACUUCUUAGGGGGGUUCCACUAAUUUCAGUAAAAUGGCAAAAGGGUUGCUAUCACAGAUUUGAAUAUAGAGUAUACAAGUCACAAACUCCCCUGGUAAUUACCAAGAAGUGUUUGAGAUAAAUACUUUUUUAAUAUUGGGCAUAUCAAACACAGAAUCAAGUCUACCAUCCUGCCAAUGAUCCUAGAUGCAGAAAUGUAUGUAUGUUGUAUAUUAUGCAAGAUAAAAAGACUACAAUUAUUUUGCCAUGUGGUGAAAUCUUGAGGUUGGUGAUAAAUAGAAGUGUCAUUCAAAAUGUAAUUUCUUCUAGCUUCACCGGUGACUUUUUGCAAAGAGCAGUGAACAUGGGGCUCUCCUAAUUCAUGUGCAAUAAAUAUAGCAAUAAAUAGCAGCCAAUGCCUUUUAUGUUGUGAAUGAAUGGCUUCAUCACAAUCAGUCUAUUGAAAUGAAACGUUUGUUUUCAGAAUAAAACUUGUACAUGUC
Coregonus clupeaformis (lake whitefish) is the source of this 2984-nucleotide messenger RNA. RefSeq names its product diacylglycerol O-acyltransferase 2. Gene Ontology annotation, biological process: triglyceride biosynthetic process. The coding region runs from base 257 to 1345 and encodes 362 amino acids. Gene Ontology annotation, molecular function: diacylglycerol O-acyltransferase activity. Gene Ontology annotation, cellular component: endoplasmic reticulum membrane. The record is from RefSeq and is a predicted model, not a curated record. The transcript is spliced from 8 exons. Lineage: Eukaryota; Metazoa; Chordata; Actinopteri; Salmoniformes; Salmonidae.